Molecule: messenger RNA, 1491 nt
Organism: Theobroma cacao (cacao)
Lineage: Eukaryota; Viridiplantae; Streptophyta; Magnoliopsida; Malvales; Malvaceae
Source: RefSeq, a predicted model, not a curated record
UCACUGGGCAUUUCUGGAAAAUGGAUACCUUGAUUGGAAUGCUGAUAAGGGAAGAAAUUGAAGCACCAAUGUGGGUGGAUCUUACUCUAGAAGCAAAGCUAAAUAGUCAAGACAUUGAUGGUGAUUGGUUCCAAACAAGUCACCUAUUCCAUCAUUGUUCUUCUCGCAAGUUAAAAUCUGCAUUUUCGCGUUCUGGUGAGGAUGGGGUAAACUCAGAGUUGGACUUGGUAGGUGCAUCAUCACCCACACUCCCACAGUCAGUUUCAAGAUCAAGAGGCAAGGACUACAGGAGCAAGAAGUGGAAAGGUGACUGUCAUGAUGGUUCAUUAAACAAUAUAAAGCCUGUGAAGGUUUUAAAUGGGAAGUUUUCGAGAUUGGAUUCAGGUUAUGGUGAGGAAAUAAAACCUAAACUGAGCUUUGUAAGUUUGAAAGGUGCUUCCAGUUCAAAAACAAGUUUGGUUUCUGAAAUAACUGAAACCAAUACAAGAAGCACAGUUACGUCUGAAAGUGUUCAACAACAACAGCAGCAGAAGACCUUCGAAGUAUCGAGUCGAGGCUUUGGUCAAUCAAGUGGGCUUUUAUUGUCAGUGAGGAGUAGUCUUAGGAAAAGUUGUAUUACUAGACCAGCAUCAAGGGUGGAGAUUAAUGCUGAUAGGAGGGAAUCAAGAGACCGUAAAUCUUCCUCCAGCAAGUCUAGUGUGGGAUCAUCUUCAUUUUCUGGUCAUGACGUUAAGAGGUCAAGUAUUGCAUUAAUAAAGAGGAAAGAACAUACCCCAGAUAGCAGAAAUGUAUCACGGAUGACUGAAGCUGCAAAGAAUAAAGUGAAACCUUCUAAUAUGUGCAAUACAUCAAAUGUUAGAGGUAAGGAAGGGAAUCGUAAUUCUAGGACAGGAGGUUUACCAACUGUUGCAAAGCCAACUUGCCAGGAAGCCACAAAAUCAAAGGCUAAUUCUCAGACUCUUCGCUCCAAACUUUCACAGCCACUUAACGAAAAGAAGUCACUUGUUGCUGCUUCAAAAGCUAGAAAGAAGGUGGGAGUUAGCAGAAUCAAGAAAGUGACAGGUGCUGGGAAAGAAAAUAACACAGGGGAAAUUUCUCUGAGCCAGAAAUGCAAUGGAAAAGGCAAUGCUGCUGGGGGCAUGGUUGUAGGUAGAAAAGGGACAAGUCAGAGUACAUCCCAGAACGGUGGCAGAACAGGAUUGUUUGUUCCCAAGGGAAGAGUUGGUAAUCAAAGGGAAGGAAAGAAUUCCACCAAUUCUACUCAAAGGGUCCAUUUUCGAUGAGGGGGCAGAGCAGAUAAAGGUCUGUAUAUAAUGUAAUUCUUACUUCUUGUAACCAUGGGAGGAGUGUGACAGCAAAGAAAGCUUUUUCGUGCCACAUUUUGGUGGUAAAUUUUGGUUCUAGUGGCAUAUGUGAAUGUACACCUUCACUGGCCAUAGUCUUCUUUUGUAUACAAGCAUCUAAGAAUUCAAGGUGCCUUUCUGAUUCUCA